Molecule: messenger RNA, 2030 nt
Organism: Medicago truncatula (barrel medic)
Lineage: Eukaryota; Viridiplantae; Streptophyta; Magnoliopsida; Fabales; Fabaceae
Product: amino acid permease 4
Source: RefSeq, a predicted model, not a curated record
UUGAAGUGUGAAUUGCAGCGGCAGUGGUUUCAUUUACAGACGCCUAAUUGGACCGCCGACUCCACAAGGCGGCUGCCUAGUGGUGAGGUAGUCGGCGAGCUUCCGAUAUCAAAAGUACAAGAAUUCUCUGCAUCUCUCACUCUUGGAUUCAAAGUUUAUAGAGAGAUCAGGGAAGAAUACUCUCCAAUUCCUACCUCAUUUUCGUUAACUGCCAGUAUAUCCAUAAAAGAUGGUAGAACACUCUUCCGGAACCAACCUUAGCUACCGUGGAGAUAUUGUUGGCAUGGAGGGGGGUACAUCUUUACAAGAUGACUCCAAAUACUAUGACGAUGAUGGCCGUGUUAAACGGACAGGAACCAUUUGGACUACAUGCUCCCACAUAAUAACAGCUGUGAUAGGAUCUGGGGUGCUCUCCUUAGCCUGGUCUAUAGCUCAGAUGGGUUGGGUUGCUGGUCCUGGAGCCAUGAUAUUUUUCAGCAUCAUCACUCUGUAUACUUCAUCAUUUCUCGCUGAUUGUUAUCGUUGUGGUGACACCGAAUUUGGAAAGAGAAACUAUACUUUCAUGGAUGCAGUUAGUAACAUUCUUGGCGGGCCCAGUGUUAAGAUUUGUGGGAUAGUUCAGUAUUUGAAUCUUUUCGGAAGUGCAAUAGGGUACAAUAUUGCAGCUGCCAUGAGCAUGAUGGAAAUCAAAAAGUCUUUAUGUGUCCAUACAUCUGAUGGAAAAGACGCAUGUCAUAUUUCAGGCAACCCAUACAUGAUUGCUUUUGGCGUGGCACAACUUUUCCUUUCUCAAAUUCCAGAUUUUCAUAACAUGUGGUGGCUCUCAAUAGUUGCUGCAGUCAUGUCUUUCUUCUACUCCACAAUUGCUCUUGCUCUUGGAAUUUCCAAAGUUGCAGAAAACGGUACUGUUAUGGGUAGCCUCACAGGAGUAAGCGUCGGAACAGUGACCCCGGCCCAAAAAGUAUGGGUUUUCCAAGGUCUUGGAAACAUCGCCUUUGCUUAUUCAUAUUCUUUUGUUCUCCUGGAAAUUCAGGACACAAUCAAAUCUCCACCAUCAGAAGGAAAAGCAAUGAAGAUAGCUGCGAAGAUAAGUAUUGCAGUAACUACAACAUUUUAUUUGCUCUGUGGCUGCAUGGGAUAUGCUGCUUUUGGAGACAAUGCGCCAGGCAACCUGCUCGCCGGAUUUGGUGUCUCAAAAGCAUAUUGGGUUGUAGAUGCUGCCAAUGCUGCUAUCGUUAUUCACCUUUUUGGAGCAUACCAAGUGUAUGCCCAACCCCUAUUUGCUUUCGUCGAGAAAGAGGCAGCAAAAAAAUGGCCCAAAAUUGACAGAGAAUUCAAAGUUAAAAUCCCUGGUUUGCCAGUCUACAGUCAAAACAUAUUUUCGUUAGUUUGGAGGACAGUGUUUGUUAUCAUCUCCACUCUCAUCGCAAUGUUGAUUCCAUUUUUCAACGACGUUUUGGGAGUGAUUGGGGCAUUGGGAUUUUGGCCUUUAACUGUUUACUUUCCUGUGGAGAUGUAUAUCGUACAAAUGAAGAUCCCAAAAUGGAGUAGGAAGUGGAUUAUUCUGGAAAUAAUGAGUACUUUCUGCCUCAUUGUAUCUAUUGUGGCUGGUCUUGGCUCAUUGGUCGGUGUCUGGAUCGACCUGCAGAAAUACAAACCAUUCAGCUUAUCGAAUUAAACACCACAUAAAAUCUAUUGCCUCCUUCUGGAAUGUAAGAAACUUCUGCGGGUGGUGAUGGUUGUCACGGUCUUAUUGGGAUCUUAUUUCAUAAGUGGUGAAGUUGUCCCGAAGUUGCAUUCAAGAAGAAUAAUUGGUAUUGAAUACUAUGACCUUUUCACUGUACAUUUUUUAAAUUAAUUUGUACCAAUACUAUUGGUACUAAAUCAUAAAUGAGGUUAUAAUUGAUGCUGUGAUAGGAUUUGUGUUUUGAUGUAAAUACUCUCAUUUUAUUUGUGAUGUAUAUCUUCGUGGUCUAUCUUAAUGGGGUCAUGUGGCCAUGUCUGCAUCCCUGCCUCCACUUACACGAGUC